AAAGUAAUUAAGAUGAAGGACUCCGUUCGCUGUCGAUAUCCACGGAAUCUUUUGCUCACAUUGAUCUUAACCUUUAACAUUGUGGUCAUAUCAGGUACAGAUUCAUUCUCUAGACAGACAGUUAAAAUUCUAACAGCAAAGGAUUAUGUACAACUUAUAAAUGCUGCCGUUCCUGCUUUAAAGGAUUUUACCAUAUGUGUGGACAUACGCCCUGACACCAGCCCUCGUUUUUGGACAGUAUUUAGCUACAGAGAAGCAGAUCCUAGCAACUCAAUUGUACUUGGGUUAGUUGGAUCCGCUAAAGCCUUGAAAAUGUAUCAUUUGGGAAAUACAUAUGAAUUUGACUGUGAGUUACCAUUAUCUUCUUGGCACUCUGUCUGCUCAACAUGGAACAGUUUAACAAGGAAACUGGAAGUAUAUGUGAACGGAAGCUGCGUUUUCACCAUUGCAUCUGGUAAUUUUAAACAGAUGAAGGGUAAUGGGACCUUGGUAUUGGGUAUUAACCAUUCUGUCCAGGGAGGGGAAAUUAUCAAUGCAGAUGUGUACAAUUUCAUUGGCAAUAUAUACAACUUCCAACUGUGGGAUUCUAGAAGACCCUCCGAUAGUUUAAGUGAUUGUUCAAAUGGAAAUAUUGUCAACUGGACAAGAGAGAUCUGGAAAUUUAAUGAAGAUCGUCUGAUUGAGGAUACAAGCCUACGGUGUGCAAAAGCAGAGGAUAUGCUGACAACAGCCGGUUCAACCACUGCCAGGACAUCUCUGGGGUCCAGCACGACAGGGAUCCCUACCACAAGGGCACCAGAGAAAUCCACCACAAGCCAAAUAGUGAAGAGCGAAAGUACACCGAACACCAGCAUCUUUUCUACAAAACCUGGCAUGUCAUCAACACAUAACUCAGCAUCUUCCUUAACAAGUAGUACAUCUGAACCAAACUCAUCUGAAGCACAUACCACCUUGGCAUUGCCAGAACAGUCUACUAACAACACAACCUCUUUAGAACUUGAUACUACUAGUGUACAGCCAUCAGACCAAACCCCUGAACCAACCUCAUCUGAACAUAACACUACCACUGUACCACUACCAGUGCCAACUGCUGAAGCCACCUCAUCAGACGUUUCUACUGCACCAUUACCAGGUUCUACCAGCAAUACGGCCUCGUCUAUAGCUUCUACUCAACGAUUGUCAGACAUCACUACUAAUGAAUCCAGUAAGAACACACCUUCAUCCAAAUCACCCUUCUCAACAGGGUCCAGCACGACAGGGAUCCCUACCACAAGGGCACCAGAGGAAUCCACCACAAGCCAAAUAGUGAAAAGUGAAAGUAUACCGAACACCAGCGUCUUUUCUACAAAACCUGGCAUGUCAUCAACACAUAACUCAGCAUCUUCCUUAACAAGUAGUACAUCUGAACCAAACUCAUCUGAAACACAUACCACCUUGGCAUUGCCAGGACAGUCUACUAACAACACAACCUCUUUAGAACUUUAUACUACUAGUGUAUGGCCAUCAGACCAAACCCCUGAACCAACCUCAUCUGAACAUAACACUACCACUGUACCACUACCAGUGCCAACUGCUGAAGCCACCUCAUCAGACGUUUCUACUGCACCAUUACCAGGUUCUACCAGCAAUACGGCCUCGUCUAUAGCUUCUACUCAAGACCUCGCUACAACUCAAAGAUUGUCAGACAACACUACUAAUGAAUCCAGUCAGAACACACCUUUAUCCAAAUCACCCUUCCCAACAGACAAAUCAUCUGCAACAAGCACCGGGCCACCAGGCAAUUUACCUUCAACAUCUGGUGUUUCUACAAAUAUUUCUAAUGGAACAACCUCAAUUUGGACUUACUAUACCACGGAACCACAGGUUGGGAGUACUACCAAAACAUCUACAAUGGACACAUCCACAGCUGCUAGUACAGUGACUUUCUACAUGCUCUUAAUGGAUAUCUCAGUCCUCAGUCCAAAUGGCAUCCUUGAUUUGGAGCAAGUAGCAAACAUCACUAAAAACCUGAUGGAUGUCAUCUUAGAGGACACUGAAUUCCUUGUAGUUCAGUUUAAUGUAGAGGACGAGUUGAGUAAUGAACCUUGGAAAUCCCAGUCACAAAAAAGCAAUAGAAAGAGAAGGGAAACCAAUGGCGACGCGGUGGAUUUCAACGUGGAAUCGAAAGCUAUUAUCCGAGCCAUUUCACCAGACCCUCCAGAAUCGUUGGCCAUCAAACUGGAGAAACUGCUGGAAAGUCAGGACUAUUCGGAUGCAGAAGCGACCCUAAAUCUCUCGGUUGUUUAUGUACAGAUCAUAGUUCCAGGAACAUGUCCUCCAGAAACCACGUAUUCCAGCGAGAAAGGAGUGUAUAAGUGGGUGGAAAAAAAUCCAACAGAAACGGCCAGAGUUCAGUGCUCCAAGAAUUCUAAAACCCAAGCCACUAGAUACUGCAAUGUUAAUAUCACUACUGAAAAAGCAGAGUGGGAAAAGCCUAAUUUGGAUAGAUGCCCGUCCUUCGACCCACUUCCAAAUUCUAUACAAGAUCUUCAAAGCAUCCCUGUAACACCAGCAAAUGCCGUGUAUAUGGCAAUACAUAUCUGGAAUAUCACAAGCAACUCAGGCGCCAUUUCAAAGGAAGACACAAAAAUCAUUCUUUCCAAAGUGUACAAUAUAGUGGAAAUGGGAGAAACGGAUCUCAGUGUAGCCAGGACUACAUUAGAUAUUAUAGAUUCCAUUUUGUUGAAAGCAGUCGGCCUGCGUGAAUUUACCAACAGAAUUCUGAAUGUCACAGAGGAAAUCGGAUACCAAAUGGAUUUUUCAGGACUGGAGGCCAAUAUGACCGCACAAACAUUGGCUUUAUCAGUAACUAAAGUUAAUUUUAGUGAAUUUCAAGAAAUCUUCUUCACCGUUACAUCUUACGUGGAUGGAAUGAAUCCUGAGAUUACUAUGGAGAAAGUACCAGCUGAUGAAGCUGUGGCCUUCAUACACCUACCUGGAUCGGUACAAGACCACACAUCGACAUCCACAGCUACUGUACAGUUCAACUUCUUUGGUAAAAGAUCCAUUUUUGAGGAAUAUGACGAAAGCAAUCUCGUAUUAAACACAUAUGUUGUAAGCGCUAGCGUGUCUAACACUCGGAUUCAGGGGCUAAAAGACCCGGUGGACAUAACCCUAAGGCAUGUUUUUCAAAAUAAGGAAAAACUCCCUGUGCAUUGUGUAUUUUGGGACUUUCAUACAAAUAACGGCCAUGGCGGAUGGAACGCAACUGGAUGCCGAGUAACGUUUACGAAUGCAAACUACACCACCUGUCACUGCUCACAUCUCACUCACUUCGGAGUACUUCUAGAUAUUUCCAGGUCUGGGAUCAAUGCUGUAGAUGGGCACAUACUGAGCAUUCUGAGUUACGUAGCAUGUGGCAUCGCCUCUCUUUUCCUGGGAAUCGCCCUGGUGACAUAUUGCGUGUUUAAGCAACUUAGAAGAGAUUACCCUUCCAAAAUAUUAAUGAACCUGUCUUCUGCGCUGUUCCUGCUAAAUUUGCUCUUUUUGCUCAACACCUGGUUAUCGUCGUUUAGAAGUUAUGGCCUGUGCAUCGCAUCUGCUGCUCUGCUUCAUUACUUUUUGUUGGCCGCUUUCACCUGGAUGGGACUGGAAGCUGUGCACAUGUAUUUUGCAUUUGUCAAAGUGUUUAAUUUGUACAUACAUAACUACAUAUUGAAAUUCUGCAUUGCCGGAUGGGGAAUCCCAGCGAUCAUUGUUGCCAUCGUACUGGUGAUAGAUCUGGAUUUUUAUGGAGGUGGUUCCGAUUACACACAUUACGCUGUCUCACAGGACAACUCCGAUUUAUUUUGCUGGAUUCAGGAUGACAUUGUAUUCUACGUAACUGUCGUGGCCUAUUUUUGCGCCAUGUUUCUUGUAAAUAUAUGUAUGUUUAUUGUGGUGCUUGUUCAAAUCAAUUCCUUGAAAUUCAAGAAGAAGAAAGAUUGGAGGUCUCUCUUUCUACAUGACGUCAAAAGCGCGAUCAGCAUCGCCUUCUUACUUGGCAUAACCUGGGGCUUUGCAUUUUUCGCAUGGGGACCUGUAAGAAUUGCCUUUUUGUACCUUUUUUCAAUUUUUAACACAUUACAAGGCUUCUUUAUCUUUGUGUUCCACUGUCUGAUAAAAGAAAAUGUACGGAGACAAUGGAGGAUGCAUUUAUGCUGUGGGAAGUUUAGGCUUGACAAUUACUCUGAUUGGAGCAGGCUGAGUAAUGCUGAAGCAAAACAAAAUGGCUGCACGCAUACAUCACCGUCAGAUUCUUUCCAGUCCACGCGGUCCAAUACGACCGUUUCCACGUCGAACGCAUCAAGCCUCUCAAGCUUUACGAGAGAUGAAUUUACCGGAAGAAGCUUUGUUAAUGGUGGAAUAUUUAUCAGCUCAGCUCAGUUGGCACCUCCUAAUCGGGCAACCAUACAUCCCGACGCAAGAGGAAUAUUGUCAUUUCUGGAUCUGGAUUUGCAAUAAGAAAGUCCGGCUUCCAGUUGUUUAUGAGCUAUGGUUUUAAUCUAGAUAUUAAAAAAACACUGGCUAAUCUUCGCGAGUUCUUUGUACUGACAAGAGAUGCAAACCCUGUUGAGAGCCGGCGUUCUAUUGGAAUCAGACACAUCCGGGUUUAUGCACUGAUUUGCUAUAUGCGAUGUACUAGCGGCAGAAACACUGCUUUGUAAUUAGGAGGGCUGAAAAUUGUUCACAACCACGUGCAUUGUUCAGAACCAUUCGGCCAAACAUAUCUCCUGCUUGGAAACAGUUGACGGUGGGGAAACAGGUGAAUACAUAUGGGACAUUCUAUAGAAUGCAAUGUAAAGGGACCUCUUGGCUACCGUAUGCAUUAAAAUGCCUGUGAUGGCUUGAGGUUCUCUUUAAGAUCAUGUGGAUAGCUGUUUGUAUCUCUUUGUACCCUUUCUAUUUAUCAUUUUCAGAAUGUAACACAUCCUUGUUUAACAAUUCUGUAUCAAAAUGCAUUGCAUGAGAGUGUAGCAGCUGUGGGAUUGGCACACUUUGUAAGCCCACGAGAAGUCCUUCUCUGACAAACUACCUGCAAAGUUAAAUGAAAGCCUAGCUUUGGUUCACGUUACAAACAUUUUCGAGUUUUACUGCUAUGGUAACGUUUGUGAUUUUGCAUCUUAUCUCCGACACAUUAACUUGUUAUUACACUGAAGAGUUGCUGUCAAGCUGCCAGAUCCUCCUGAGGACAUCUGUUCUAUGGAAGAGCACAAAAAUAAAGCACUGAGCUAUCCGUACUGUCA
Messenger RNA from Spea bombifrons (plains spadefoot toad), 5264 nucleotides. RefSeq names its product adhesion G protein-coupled receptor G4 (gene ADGRG4). Gene Ontology annotation, molecular function: G protein-coupled receptor activity. The record is from RefSeq and is a predicted model, not a curated record. Bases 13 to 4482 code for a protein of 1489 amino acids. Gene Ontology annotation, cellular component: membrane. The transcript has 26 exons. Gene Ontology annotation, biological process: adenylate cyclase-activating G protein-coupled receptor signaling pathway; cell surface receptor signaling pathway. NCBI's taxonomy places the organism in Eukaryota, Metazoa, Chordata, Amphibia, Anura, Pelobatidae.